Coccidioides immitis RS is the source of this 222-nucleotide messenger RNA. RefSeq lists its product as uncharacterized. The record is from RefSeq and is a predicted model, not a curated record. Bases 1 to 222 code for a protein of 73 amino acids. NCBI's taxonomy places the organism in Eukaryota, Fungi, Ascomycota, Eurotiomycetes, Onygenales, Onygenaceae. The transcript has 2 exons.
AUGGAAAUACAUAGUGAAAGCCUUCUGCCCAACUAUUGUCGAUUACUCGCCAUUCGUCGUGAGAUUCACUGCAUGCCUACGGAGGAGUUACAUCCAGAAGUCCGAAUGCGGACUGUCAUCCAUGCAAGUUUGGAGUCCGGAUUUUGGAAUAGAGAAAUACAGACCUGCAGAGCGACCACACUGGGCUUAGGGCUUAUUCCCCGACGCAAAGCUGUCGCUUGA